Talpa occidentalis (Iberian mole) is the source of this 1066-nucleotide messenger RNA. It is a transcript of the gene KLK4, whose product is annotated as kallikrein related peptidase 4. The record is from RefSeq and is a predicted model, not a curated record. Bases 1 to 765 code for a protein of 254 amino acids. Gene Ontology annotation, biological process: proteolysis; extracellular matrix disassembly; amelogenesis. NCBI's taxonomy places the organism in Eukaryota, Metazoa, Chordata, Mammalia, Eulipotyphla, Talpidae. Gene Ontology annotation, molecular function: serine-type endopeptidase activity. The transcript is spliced from 5 exons.
AUGGCCACAUCGGGAGCCCCCUGGGGCUGCUUCCUGGGGUGCCUCAUCCUCGGCGCCACAGGGCCCCGCGCCGCGGGGGGCGGCGGCCGCGUCACGAGCGGCGAGGACUGCAGCCCGCACGCGCAGCCCUGGCAGGCGGCCCUGCUCGCGGACGGCGAGCUCCGCUGCGGCGGCGUCCUGGUGCACCCGCGCUGGGUGCUGUCGGCGGCGCACUGUCUCCAGGCCUCCCUCGCCGUUGGCCUGGGCCUGCAGAGCCUGGGGGCCCUCGAGGGGCCGGGCAGCCGGGUGGUCGCGGCCAGCCUCUGCCUGCAGCACCCGGAGUACAACCGGCCGCUCCUGGCCAACGACCUCAUGCUCGUCAAGCUCGAGGAGCCGGUGUCCCCGUCUGACACCAUCCGGGCCAUCAGCGUCGCCUCCCGGUGCCCGACCCCCGGGGAGUCCUGCCUCGUCUCCGGCUGGGGCCGGCUGCUGAACGGCGCUCAGCCCGCCGCGCUGCAGUGCGUGAACGUCUCGGUGGCGUCGGCGCGGCUCUGCGGCGCCCUCUACGCGCCCGUGUUCCACCCCAGCAUGGUCUGCGCCGGCGGAGGACCCGGCCGCGGGGACGCCUGCUACGGCGACUCCGGGGGCCCCAUGAUCUGCAAGGGGUCACUGCAGGGCCUUGUGUCUUUUGGACACGCCCCGUGUGGCCAGCCCUACGUGCCGAGUGUCUACACCAACCUCUGCAAGUUCACCGACUGGAUACAGAAAACCAUCGAGACCAGCUAGCUCCCAGAACUUGAACCCUGGAAAUUGAAACCCCAAGUAAAUGCUGUCCAAGAGACUCAGGAAUCAGGGCCUCCUGGUGGCGCAUGGGCUAAGUCUCAGCACUACGAAGCUGUCCACAGCCACUGCAGCGCAAGUUUGAUCCCAGGCCAGGGAACUACCCACAUGGUGCAGCAGACCUCUCCUGUCUCCCCGAAGCUCCCCUCAGCAGUGUAUUUUGUCAGUCUGCCUGUUCUGUUCCCCGCUCUGUCUCUGGUGAAUCUUCUCACCCUCCCACGCAUGUGGACUGUACCCCAGCUUUUUU